CGACUGCCCUCCUCCUCUCCCACAGACCCGCUCUUUGCUGAGUGUCUUUGAAGAGGAUGCCGGAACUCUCACUGUCUAUACCAAUGAACUGCUGCAGGCCAUGCAGCGAGUCUACGGGGCCCAGAAUGAAAUGUGCCUGGCCACACAGCAACUUUCCAGGCAGCUGCUGGCGUAUGAGAAGCAGAACUUUGCCCUUGGCAGAGGUGAUGAAGAAGUCAUCUCCACCCUGCACAGUUUUUCCAAGGUGGUGGAAGAGCUUAAUGUCCUCCAUACGGAGCUGGCCAGGCAGCUGGCGGACACCAUGGUCCUGCCCGUCGUCCAGUUCCGGGAGAAGGACCUCACAGAAAUAAGCACUCUGAAGGAUCUCUUUGGACUUGCCAGCAACGAUCACGAUCUUGCCAUGGCAAAAUACAGCCGGCUUCCUAAGAAGAAGGAGAACGAAAAGGUGAAGGCCGAGGCCAGGAAAGAGGUGGCAGCUGCGCGGCGGAAGCAGCACCUGUCGUCCCUGCAGUACUACUGCGCCCUCAACGCGCUGCAGCACCGGAAGCGGAUGGCCAUGGUGGAGCCCAUGAUGGGCUUCGCCCACGGGCAGAUUAGCUUCUUCAAGAAGGGCGCUGAGAUGUUUUCCAGGAGCAUGGACAGCUUCCUCUCCUCCACGGCAGACAUGUUUCAAAGCAUCCAGGUGGAGCUGGAGGCCGAAGCAGAGAAGAUGCGGGUGUCGCAGCAGGAGCUGCUGUCUGUGGACGAGUCCGUGUACACCCCAGACCUAGACGCGGUUGCCCCGGAGAUCAACCGGAACCUCAUCCAGAAGGCCGGCUACCUCAACCUGAGGAACAAAACGGGGCUGGUGAGCACCAGCUGGGAGCGGCUCUACUUCUUCACCCAGGGCGGGAACCUCCUGUGUCAGCCCCGGGGCGCUGUGGCCGGGGGACUCAUCCAGGACCUGGACAACUGCUCGGUGAUGGCAGUGGACUGCGAGGACCGGCGCUACUGCUUCCAGAUCACAGCUCCCAACGGGAAAUCGGGAAUAAUCCUCCAGGCAGAGAGCAGGAAGGAGAACGAGGAGUGGAUCUGCGCCAUCAACAACAUCUCCAGGCAGAUCUACCUGACUGACAACCCAGAGGCCGUGGCCAUCAGGCUGAACCAGACGGCUCUGCAGGCGGUGACUCCCAUCACGAGUCUGGGGAAGAAGCAGGAAAGCUCUGGGCCCAGCCAGAUCCCAAAGAACUCGGAGCUCGAGAGUGACAAGACCGACCCCACGGCAGCAGCCGCAGUUCUUGAGCCCGAAGAGCUGAUCGCGCCUGGGACGCCCAUUCAGUUUGACAUCGUGCUCCCCGCCACGGAGUUCCUGGACCAGAACAGAGGCAGCAGGAGGACCAACCCUUUCGGCGAGACUGAGGAUGACUCGUUUCCGGAUGCGGAAGAUUCGCUUCUGCAGCAGAUGUUCAUAGUUCGGUUUUUGGGGUCCAUGGCUGUUAAGACGGACGGCACCGCAGAAGUGAUUUACGAAGCGAUGAGACAAGUCCUGGCCGCGCGAGCGAUCCACAACAUCUUCCGGAUGACGGAGUCCCACCUGCUGGUCACCAGCCGGGCGCUGAGGUUGAUAGAUCCUCAGACCCAGGUGUCAAGAGCCAGUUUUGAACUCACCAGCAUCACCCAGUUCGCUGCUCAUCAAGAGAACAGGAGACUGUUCGGCUUUGUCGUCCGCAUCCCCGAGGCUGCGGGAGGGGAGUCUCUGAGCACAUACAUUUUCGAAAGCAACUCAGAAGGCGAAAAGAUAUGUUAUGCUAUGAAUUUGGGGAAAGAAAUUAUUGAGGUUCAGAAGGAUCCUGAAGCGCUGGCUCAACUAAUGCUGUCUCUGCCACUAACCCAUGAUGGGAAGUACGUCCUGCUAACCGAGCAGGCGGAGGACAGCGACGGCAGCCCGGGCGGGCGCAGAGGCGCAGAGUCGGAAGCGUGACUCCCAGGCCGGGGAAGUGGCGGGGCCGGGCCGCUCCUCAGGGCUGUCCACCUUCUCUGCCGUGCAGGCGCACAACCUGGUUUCGGGCUGCUGACGCGCACGUGGACCCCGAUGCCUUCAUCGGCCAGGCGGGAAGCAGGCAGCCCAGUGGCCGCGUUCCUGCGUCUGCACUUGUUCCUUAGGUGCUUGGUGGUGAGUGCUUCCGCGGACUGCGUGUCGGCACGCGUCGGAGGCUUGGCGAUGUCCCGUCCGCUUCACCCGGAUGUCAUCUGCCACUUCUGGUGUCCUUAGAAACAGCAAAGGCCUAGAUUUACAAUUUGAUAAACACUAGAUUCUUCCUAUUAAUCUAGUUUUGUAUUUUACCUAAUGAGCUCUAAGUGCCUGUUGUGCUGAAAGUGUACGGGAAGCCAGCUCAUCUCAUCGGCCCUACAGCACUGUGUGCGCACUGGGGCCUGACCCGGGCAUCGCUGACCCCAGGCCAGCAGCUGAGCCCCGCGAGAGUCGCCAGGCGUCACCCAGCAGGCACUGGCUGGUCCUCCAGCCCUGACUGGUGGGGUUUGCUGGGCCCAAGGCCCAGUGCUGCCGUUCAUUCUUCUGAGCCAGACCCGAGGACAGGCCAGUGAAUUUUCACAAACCCCAGCCCAUCCACUGUCUGCCUAACCAGCAAUUAAUGGUAAAGAUCUUGAACUAUACACUGUUUUUAACUGUAACAAAUCCAACAGACUAUCACUACCUGUGUAAUAAAUUAACCUAGCAAUGA
Fukomys damarensis (Damara mole-rat) is the source of this 2720-nucleotide messenger RNA. It is a transcript of the gene Appl2, whose product is annotated as adaptor protein, phosphotyrosine interacting with PH domain and leucine zipper 2. The transcript is spliced from 21 exons. Gene Ontology annotation, biological process: signaling. Gene Ontology annotation, cellular component: cytoplasm; endosome membrane. Gene Ontology annotation, molecular function: protein binding. Lineage: Eukaryota; Metazoa; Chordata; Mammalia; Rodentia; Bathyergidae. Bases 101 to 1960 code for a protein of 619 amino acids. The record is from RefSeq and is a predicted model, not a curated record.